This is a messenger RNA of Histoplasma capsulatum G186AR, 1324 nucleotides long. RefSeq names its product 3-methyl-2-oxobutanoate hydroxymethyltransferase. Gene Ontology annotation, biological process: pantothenate biosynthetic process. NCBI's taxonomy places the organism in Eukaryota, Fungi, Ascomycota, Eurotiomycetes, Onygenales, Ajellomycetaceae. The record is from RefSeq and is a predicted model, not a curated record. Gene Ontology annotation, cellular component: mitochondrion. Bases 127 to 1140 code for a protein of 337 amino acids. Gene Ontology annotation, molecular function: magnesium ion binding; 3-methyl-2-oxobutanoate hydroxymethyltransferase activity. The transcript has 2 exons.
CAACAAGCUGCAGAUGUCGGCCUUGGAGAAACAUGACUUUUAAUUUUCCUAGUCCUUUGUUGCAGGGGUAUCUACCAAUUCCUGCUCUGCUGCUGCCCCGAAACCCCGACUGAAUUAGCCCCACAAAUGGCCCUCCGCUUACCCAUUCGGUUGGUCAGGUCAACAGCCCCUCCUGUUGCCCUGUCUUUCCCUCGCCCUACGCUCAUACCGGCCGUAACGGGCUCGACCAUAUGGCACUGCCAAGCCCGUCAGAGCUCCCAUUCUCCAAUGGGCGUGGCCAUUGAUCGCAAGAAAGUUACUAUCAAAUCAUUGCGGGCGCUGUACAAAAAAAAGGAACCUAUCACUAUGUUAACGGCGCAUGACUUCCCAAGCGGACAUGUCGCAGAAGCAGCCGGCAUGGAUAUGGUCCUUGUAGGCGAUAGCCUAGCCAUGGUUGCUCUGGGAAUGGACGACACGAGUGAGGUGUGCUUGGACGAGAUGAUACUUCAUUGCCGGAGUGUAUCUCGUGCUGUUGGAGCGGCCUUCACGGUUGGUGACCUACCCAUGGGUUCGUAUGAGAUUUCUCCAGCGCAGGGCGUUGCUUCCGCUAUUCGUCUCAUUAAAGAAGGGCGAGUUCAAAGCGUCAAACUAGAAGGGGGCGCGGAGAUGGCGACAACUAUCAAGGCGAUCACACAAGCCGGGAUACCAGUUGUGGCCCACGUUGGUCUAACACCUCAACGACAGAACGCGCUUGGAGGUUUUCGUGUCCAGGGUAAAUCGACUGCCGGUGCCGUGAGAAUCUUAAACGAUGCUCUUGCAGUUCAAGAGGCUGGUGCGUUUAUGGUUGUGCUUGAAGCCGUCCCUUCAGAGAUUGCACGCAUCAUCACCGAUAAGUUGAAAAUACCAACCAUUGGAAUCGGGGCCGGUACUGGCUGUUCGGGACAAGUGCUGGUCCAAGUUGAUAUGACCGGGAACUUUCCACGUGGCCGGUAUCUCCCGAAAUUUGUGAAGAAGUAUGGUGAUGUAUGGGGUGAAAGCUUGAGGGCGAUUGAGAAAUAUAGAGACGAAGUCAAGAGCGGUGAAUAUCCUUCCCUGGAAUACACAUACCCCAUCUCGAAAGAGGACGUAGAGGAAUUUGAGAAAUUGGCGAAUAAAGCUUAGAUCCCUUUGCAGUUACAAUGUAUAUACAUAUAUGUUGAUUUUUCGUUGCAUUAAUCACGCAACUGGUGUUGCCAGUCCCCGAUCUGAGAUGCUUGUUUGAUUGGUAGGUGGACCACCACGUCCUGUCAAUUAGUCCAGACUUCGCGUCAAGAAAUACCGGGGAAUGAAAUAGCCAUAUUUCGGU